Molecule: messenger RNA, 1239 nt
Organism: Podarcis raffonei (Aeolian wall lizard)
Lineage: Eukaryota; Metazoa; Chordata; Lepidosauria; Squamata; Lacertidae
Gene: KTI12
Product: KTI12 chromatin associated homolog
Exons: 1
Coding region: 125-919 (264 amino acids)
Source: RefSeq, a predicted model, not a curated record
GGAACCAUCUUUCUUAAGGGCAACAUUAACGCCUCCGCCGCCAUUUUUGUGCAGGGAAGAAAGGCCCUGAGGGGGAAGAUGAUGACAGCCGGCCCGGCUUGGGACUGAGGCGGAGAGAGACGCCAUGCCGCUGGUCGUCCUCUGCGGGCUGCCGGGAAGCGGCAAGACCCGGCGCGCCGAAGAGCUGAAGGCGGCGCUGAGCGCCGAGGAGGCCUCAGAGCGGCGCGUUUUCGUGGUGGCCGAGGCCGACUUGGGCGCCGGCGGCGGGGACGGCGUUGCCCGGGCUGCUCUGAGGGCGGAGGCCGAGCGCCUGCUGAGCCGCCGCGACGUGGUGCUGGUGGACUCGGGCGCCGAGCUGAAGAGCUUCCGCUACGAGCUGUACUGCCUCAGCAAGCACGCGGGGACGCCGCACUGCGUGCUCCUGUGCCCGGGAGGCGCCGCCCGCCCGGACCGGCCUCCCCUGGAGCCGCCCGACUCGCGCCACCGCUGGGACUGGCCGCUCUUCGUGGCGCCCGCCGACCCCGCCGAGCCGCUGCCUUGGCCCGAGAUCCGCGCCGCCCUCUUCGAGCGCCGCCCGCCGCCGCCCAACCAGUCCACGCGCUCGCAGCCCCUGCAGGCCGCCGGCUUCCUGCACCGCCUCGACCGUCUCACGCAGGACGUGCUGGCCGCCCUCAUGGCCGCCCAGAGGAACGGAGCCCAGCCGGGCCAGUUCGUGCCGCUCGCGGUGGACGGGCUGUCGCAGGCAGGCGGCGGGGAGCCUCCGGGGCUGCUGCUGACCCGGCCCGUCAGCCUGGCGGAGCUGAGCCGGCUCCGGAGGCAGUUCCUCAGCUACGCCAAGAUGCACCCGGGUGAAGGCGAGGGCGACCUGCCGCAGCUUGGAAGCAUGUUCCUGCAGUACCUGGGCCGCAACCUCCAGUGAGGAGGGGCUGGAAGCCGCCGAGCCGAAAGGAAAGCAAGCCCGAGGGGACGGAGCAGGCGCGCCGUGGGAUUUGGGGGGGGGGGGGCGCCCGCCCGCUAUGCACCUGCAGUACACAAGAGCCGAAGGAGCCUCCCCGACCAUGAAGGGAGUUUGUCUGCUGCUGGAGCUUUUGGCUCUGGGUCGACUUUGCCGUCUAAACCCGAGAGAGGAAUGCACCUCCUGCCUAUCAUUUUAAGUGUGUCGAACUGGUCCGAAACCGAUCUUGGCAAAAGGGGGUCAGGAUUAUUGUAAAUAAAUGAGUUUUUCCUCUCCGCAGGUCA